CGGUGGUAUAACGUUUUAAGAAGAAAAAAAAACAAUACCCGCUCUCAUUCCAGUUUUAACCAGAGAGCCAAUUUCUUCGGUGCUAGAUGGCAGAAGAGGUUUUGAUAGAACCUAAUGGGAAAAGUAGAGGGCAUCUUACCUCAUCCCUGUUGGCGGUAGCGUUCCUGUCUUCCUUCGGGAGCUCUUUGCUGUAUGGUUAUAACCUGGCCGUUGUUAAUUCUCCCGCAGAGUACAUAAAGAACUUUUUUAACCAAACCAUUGUCAGUCGGAAUGGGUCAGGAGUGGAUAAAGAGACUCUUACGCUUUUUUAUUCAGUCACUGUGUCCAUAUUUGCCAUCGGAGGUCUGGUGGGCUCUCUCACAGUGGGAAUGCAGGUUACCAGAUUUGGGAGGAGAGGGACACUGGUACACAGCACAGUUCUGGUGUUCAUCGCUGGAGUGCUGAUGGGCUUCAGCCGAUUAUGUGGAUCUCCAGAGAUGAUCAUCAUUGGACGCUUCAUUAUAGGGAUACACUCAGGGAUUUCUCUCAGCGUGGUGCCCAUGUAUCUGGGAGAAAUUGCUCCAAAGAAUCUCCGGGGCUUCUUAGGACUCGUGCCCAGCUUCUUCAUCUGCAUAGGAGUGUUUAUCGCUCAGAUUCUGGGACUUCACGAGAUCUUGGGCAAGGAAGAGCACUGGCCUCUGUUCCUCUCUCUGGUUGUGGUGCCUACAUUUAUACAGCUCAUGCUGUUGCCGUGGUUCCCAGAGAGUCCCAGAUAUCUGUUGAUGGAAAAGAGGAACAUUCACGCCACUAUCACAGCGCUCAAGUGGUACCGUCCCAAAAGUAAUAUCCAAGCAGAGGUGGAGGAGAUGCAGGAAGAGCAGCGCUCUUUGUCUUCGGUUGAGACGGUCUCAGUAAUGCAGCUCCUCAGGGAUCCGUCCGUUCGCUGGCAGCUCGUUACGGUCCUCGUGGUCAAUGCUGGGAUGCAGCUGUCUGGAAUUGAUGCGAUUUGGUUCUACACCAAUGCCAUCUUUGAGAAUGCGGGUAUUGUUGCUCAUCAGAUUCAGUACACGACCGUGGGCACUGGAGCCAUAGAGGUGAUCGCUGGACUCAUAGGGUGCUUUACUAUUGAGCGUGUGGGUAGGAGGCCUCUGAUGAUCGGUGGCUUCAGCUUUAUGGGUGUGUGCUGCGCUGGGAUCACUUUCUCCCUGCUAUUACAGGCUCACGUCCCCUUCAUGCGGUAUGUCAGUGUGGCCUGUGUGGUAGGAAUCAUCGCAGGAUUCUGCAUCGGGCCUGCUGGCGUCCCAUUUCUCAUGACAGGAGAGCUCUUUAAACAAUCCCAUCGACCUUCUGCCUACAUCGUAGGAGGAUCUCUCAACUGGAUAUCAAACUUCACUGUGGGAUUUGUCUUUCCGUUCCUUCAGAUGUCAGCUGGCGCGUUCUGUUAUCUGGUGUUCUGCGGUGUCUGUGUGGGGGUGGCAGCCUACGUUUUCUUCAUCAUCCCUGAAACAAAGAACAAGACCUUCGUGGAGAUCAGUCAGAUGUUCGCUAAAAGAAAUGCUUGCGAUGUUGAAAACACGCCGCUGGCGAUCACUGACCAGCUCAGCCUCAAAAAAAUGAACGGGUAUGGUGCGCUUGUGCCUGGAGAUGUGGACAGACUGGACAGGACAGAGAAAUAGCGGCUGGAGAAAGAAGGCAGUGCUGUUCGUACGCUGUGUUCUGGUGCUAUAACCCGCUCUUCUGUGCACUGCGAAGAUGUGAAGUUUUUACGAAUUAGUCUAUCUUGUGUCAUUAAAUCAAAUACAAAAGAAAGUAGCCCAUAUGACAAGUAUAGAGGUUUUAUUUGCAAGUCUUCUGAAGCCAAGAGAUGGUCUGUGUAGUGAACAGACUGAAUAGAGCAUAUGCGCUGGUUGGGAAUCAACAACUUGCUCGAAUAGUAAGCGAUCGUCACAAGUGUUCAAUAGAUGCCAUAUUUGUUUCAGAACUCUCCUGCUUAUUUUAUGUCAUUAACUGGAUUUUUUUUAAAGAAAGCAUUCAUAUGUCCUCACACAAAGCUUUCGUGUGGCUAAGAAUAUAGAGCACAUGUCACGGACUACAGUACAGUUCAGAAAUGUGGGGUUGGUAAGAUAUUGUUAUGUUCUUGAAAGAGGUCUCUUCUGCUUACCAAGGCUGCAUUCAUUUGACCAAAAAUACACACACACACACAAUAUCAUUUUUUUUCCCCAUUUGAACCUAUUGUAUGGCAGAUUUUUCAGCUGCAUUACGCCAGUCUUAAGUGUCACAUGAUCUUUCAGUAUUUUUAUUACUUUUAUCGGCAGCGUUGCUUGAUCAUUCUUUAAUGAUUAGAAUGUAAGAGCAUUUAUUUGAAAUAGAUUUUUUUGCAACACGGUAAUUGCCUUUACUGUUACUUUUGAUCAAUUCUUUGCAUCCUUGCUGAAUUAAUUUCUCACUCACUUCAAAUAUUUAAACAGCAGUGUACUUUUAUCAUAAGUUGCAUUCAGGUUGCAUUGCAAGUGAACUGUCCCUGUUCUGCGAAUCGCUUUAAAUGAGAAUCCAUCAGCUCAAUGACAAAUAACCAAAGAUCCUGUCAAGUGGAUUUAUAUUCCUCCUACCUGUUGAAACCUGUGUCCUGUCAUAUAUGACAUGGCUAAAAGUAUUAAUGUUGUUGUCCAUGACGAUGUUGUUGAAGUUUAGUCCCAUCAGUAGUUUUAUUUGCAGCCUUAUGAAAUAUAUUUUAAUGGAUUGUAUUUUCCUUAAGUCGUAUUGUUUAUACAGUUCUCUCUCUUAUUUACGUAAGGGAGUAUGUUGUUGGCUACGUUAGUAGUUUUAUUCCAAAAUUAUUAAAUCUAAAUUAUUAAAUAAACUAAAUAAUGGUAACCAAACUAUGACAAAGCGAAUCAAAUAUCUGUAUCUUGUAAGGUAUUGUUUAACAACGACAAUAUGUUGAUUUUAUUUAGUAUAAAUACUCUUUAAAAACUUUUUUGCCAUGCCAUGUGACCCGUUUUAUUCAUAUGUAGUAUGUGUGUUGAUUAAAAACCAUUCAGACUGACACGUUUAGGAAGAAACAGCAGAGGGCGCAGCAGGACAUACAUAUGACCACAAUUUUC
Messenger RNA from Puntigrus tetrazona (Sumatra barb), 3083 nucleotides. It is a transcript of the gene slc2a15b, whose product is annotated as solute carrier family 2 member 15b. Gene Ontology annotation, cellular component: membrane. Lineage: Eukaryota; Metazoa; Chordata; Actinopteri; Cypriniformes; Cyprinidae. The record is from RefSeq and is a predicted model, not a curated record. The coding region runs from base 87 to 1655 and encodes 522 amino acids. Gene Ontology annotation, biological process: monosaccharide transmembrane transport. Gene Ontology annotation, molecular function: hexose transmembrane transporter activity. The transcript is spliced from 12 exons.